Messenger RNA from Chinchilla lanigera (long-tailed chinchilla), 3361 nucleotides. RefSeq names its product zinc finger protein 709-like. Bases 1 to 2184 code for a protein of 727 amino acids. Gene Ontology annotation, biological process: regulation of DNA-templated transcription. The transcript is spliced from 5 exons. Gene Ontology annotation, molecular function: DNA-binding transcription factor activity, RNA polymerase II-specific; RNA polymerase II cis-regulatory region sequence-specific DNA binding. NCBI's taxonomy places the organism in Eukaryota, Metazoa, Chordata, Mammalia, Rodentia, Chinchillidae. The record is from RefSeq and is a predicted model, not a curated record.
AUGAACAUUAUCUUUCUUGCUGCCCUAGAAACAGAUGUUUUCAGGAGUCAAGAAAACUUGUGCUUUGCAGCAUCUCUUCAGCUGCAAGAGACGGAGGCAGUGACCUUGGAGGAUGUAGCUGUAAACUUCACCACGGAGGAGUGGGCUCUGCUGAAUCCAUCCCAGAAGAAGCUCUACAGAGAUGUGAUGUGGGAAACAUUUAUGAAUAUGACUGCUAUAGGAGGGUCCUUGAACAACCAGCAAAUUGAAGAAGAAUACAAAAAUUGGUCAAGAAGUCUAAGCAGUGAAGAAGUAUCAAAAUGCAAUCAAUGUAAAGCUUGGAAUCAACAUGAAAAAAUAUUUCUUCGGACUCCACAUGCUAAUGUGGACAUGCAACAAGCUGCUGUAAAGCCAACUGAAAGCCUUGCUUAUAGAAAGCCCCUGAUUGGGCAUUUAUCACUAAAAGUACCCAUUUUACCUCAGACGGGAAUGAAGCCAGAUGAGUAUUUUGGAUUUGAUGACAAGCUGAGUAAAUGUAAUGAAGAUGGAAGAACCUGCAGUGAUCUCCAGUCCUGUCAGAAGCAUGCAAGGAGAAAGACUGGAGAGACGCCCUAUCAGUAUGAGCAAUGUGGAAAAACCUGCUCUAAACUUGAUGCAGGAACUCACCCUGGAGAGAAGACUUUUGUAGGUAAGAAAAGAUUUGAAGCCUCUGUCACACCCAGUGGUGAUCAAAUCCAUGAAAGAAAUCGCAGUGGGUGGAAACCCUAUUUGUGGAAACAAUAUGGGAAUGUUUUUAUUUCUUCUCACCUUAUUCAAGAACACGAAAGACAACAUGUGGGAGAGAAACCCAAUGUAUCUAAGGAACAUGUGAAAGCAUUAGCUCAUAGUAAUUCUUUUCACAGACAUGAAAUAACUCAGACUGGGGAAAAGCCCUAUACAUGUAAGCAAUGUGGAAAAGCAUUUACGAAGUCCAGCCUUUACCGAAUACAUGAAAGAAUUCACACUGAGGAGAAAUUAUAUGUAUGCAAACAAUGUGGGGAAAACUUCAAUACUCAGAAAUAUUAUAAAAUUCAUGAAAAAGUUCACAUGGGAGAGAGACCUUAUGUAUGUAAGCAAUGUGGGAAAGCAUUCAGUACACAGAGUAGUUAUAAAAUGCAUGAAAGAACUCACACUAGGGAGAAACCCUAUGCAUGUAAGCAGUGUGGGAAAACAUUCACAACUCAGCGUUACUGUAAAGUACAUGAAAGAAAUCACACUGGGGGGAGACGCUAUACAUGUAAACAAUGUGGAAAAGUAUUCACUACACAGAGUUACUGUAAAAUACAUGAAAGAAGUCACAUGGGCAGACUCUAUGCAUGUAAACAAUGUGGGAAAACUUUCAGUACUCAGAAUUAUUGUAAAGUGCAUGAAAGAAAUCACUUUGCAGAGAAACCCUAUAUAUGUGAACAUUGUGGUAAAGCAUUCAAAAAACAGAAUUCCUGUAAAAUACAUGAAAGAAUUCACACUGGGGAAAAACCCUAUGUAUGUAAAUACUGUGGGAAAGCAUUCAACACACAGAGUUCCUGUAGAAUACAUGAAAGAAUUCAUACUGGGGAGAAACCUUACGUAUGUAAGCAAUGUGGGAAAGCAUUCAGCUCAUAUAGUAACUGUCGAAGCCAUCAAAGUAGUCACAUUGAGGAGAAACCUUAUAUGUGCAGGCAGUGUGGGAAAGCAUUCUCUAAAAAAGUUUAUUAUCAGAUACAUGAAAGAACUCACACAGGUGAGAAACCUUAUGUAUGUAAGCAAUGUGGAAAAGGAUUUGCUAACACAUACGCACUUCGCAUUCAUAGACGAACCCACACUGGUGAGAAGCCCUAUGUAUGUAUCCAGUGUGGAAAAGCAUUCACCACACGCAGUAACUUACAAGUACAUAAAAGUACUCACAGUAGCGAGAAACCCUAUGUAUGUAAGCAAUGUGGGAAAGCAUUCACCACACACAGUUCCUGUCAAAGCCAUGAAAGAAUUCACACCGGGGAGAAACCCUAUAUAUGUAAGCAAUGUGGAAAAGCAUUCACUACACACAAAUGUUGUCAAAGACAUGAAAGAACUCACACUACAGAGAAACCCUAUAUAUGUGAGCAAUGUGGAAAAGGAUUUGCUAGCACAUAUGCAUUCCUUAAACAUAAACAAAUCCACACUGGGCAGAAACCUUAUAUAUGUAAGUAAUGUGAAAAAUACUCAGCACCCACAGUACCUGUCAAAGCUAUGAGGAAUUGACACUGUGUAGAAACCCUCUCUAAGCAAUGUGGGAAGGCAUUAACUACGCACAGACAUUGUGAAAAACAUGAAAGAACUCACAGUGGAGAGAAACUGUGUGUAAGCAAUAUAGGAAGUCAUUCACUACACACAAAUAUUGUCAAAGACUUGAAAAAAACCCCACCAGAGAGAAACUGCAUGUCAGCCAUGUGGAAAAAGUUAUGCUAGUGAGUCCUCAUUGUAUAGACAUAGAUGAUCUCACACUGGGGAGGAACCCUAUACAUAAAAGCAGUGUGGGAGAAAACAUUAAGUGAACACAGGUUUUUAUCAGCUACAUAAAAGAAGUCACACUAGGGGAAACUUUAUAUAUAUAGACUUAUUUUGAGAAUCCUAUGAAAAUUCCUCAUGUAAUGGACACCUGAAAAAUUCGAUGUCAAUAUUUCUUCAUAAAGUUUUUGGAAAAUACACUCCCAGAUGGAGAUACCCUAGGAUAUAUUUCUAGUGUGUUUUUGAGCCAAUCACUUGUAAGUAUCUGAACUAUGUACCUGUAGUCUUUACUAUAAAAAAAUAGUACAUAAUAAUUUCUGUGUAAGCCAUUGUCUUUGAACUUAACCUAUAUUAUCUUGUAAUUAAACCUGUGAAUUGAAAGGUAUUUCAUCACUUGCAAGUAGGGUUAGUGAUUAUGUAGUUUUAAUUUUGCUUUGUGUUUACUAUUUGGAGGUACAGACCAUUAAAAUAUACUUUGUUAAUUGUUUUUUUUCUGAUGGGAUUUCUUAGUGUAUAAACUUCAUAUUUUGUGUAAAAAAUAAUUUUGAGUUUGAUUUUAUAAUAUAUAUGUAUACAUAUUUAGAGACAUGUGAAUGUGUGUUCGGACAAAGUUUACUGGCCACACAACUUGUAGAUUAGUAAAUGUUUUGUUUUUCAUAUCCUAAGAACCCAUACUGCACAUGUCCCAACAUAAUUAUAUUGUUUCAAGAAUAUAAUUUUUGCCUAUUGCACGUUCAUGUUGGUGUUAAUAUUAUUAUUUACAUAAAAAUAUGUUUUCUUACCAUUAAUAUUUUGCUUUUCAUGCUUAUAUUGUAUUUUCUAACCAGUAAUUUUAAUAUCACUUGUACCAAAAAAUAAACCAUACUGCUGUGAGAGUUUC